AUGUUUUUUCCUCUACUAUUUCCAUUUAUUAAUGCCUUCUCAUUCAUUUCGGAGUCACUAAUGGUCUUUUUACCCAUAUUCAAGCUAUUUUCCUCAAUGAUUUUUUAUUAUUUGUUUGAUUCAUUAUCUUCACAAUCGAUAUUCAUCUUCAGUAUUCAAGCUCUACUCGUAAUCUCAGAAAUGUCUCCACUGAUUGGAUAUGGUUAUCUUCUACAGCCCUGGAGAAUUCUUGAAAUUUAA
Auanema sp. JU1783 is the source of this 240-nucleotide messenger RNA. The record is from the annotation of a GenBank genome assembly. Lineage: Eukaryota; Metazoa; Nematoda; Chromadorea; Rhabditida; Rhabditidae.